AUGUCCUGGCUCGGAGCUCGCGCACUCAAGAAGUACCCCACGCCCGUCCUUAAGCCGAUGGCGCCUUUCUUCGCUGCCGGUCUGGUCAUUGCCUACGGCAUCAACUCUGCUCAGAACGCAAUGAUGAAGUCCGACGAGUGGAAGAACGAUGCACGCAACCCCCUCGCCAAGAAGCAUUAA
Molecule: messenger RNA, 180 nt
Organism: Colletotrichum orchidophilum
Lineage: Eukaryota; Fungi; Ascomycota; Sordariomycetes; Glomerellales; Glomerellaceae
Product: ATP synthase subunit J
Exons: 4
Coding region: 1-180 (59 amino acids)
Biological process (GO): proton motive force-driven ATP synthesis
Molecular function (GO): proton transmembrane transporter activity
Source: RefSeq, a predicted model, not a curated record